Molecule: messenger RNA, 669 nt
Organism: Vigna angularis (adzuki bean)
Lineage: Eukaryota; Viridiplantae; Streptophyta; Magnoliopsida; Fabales; Fabaceae
Product: non-specific lipid transfer protein GPI-anchored 9
Exons: 2
Coding region: 71-598 (175 amino acids)
Source: RefSeq, a predicted model, not a curated record
AACAUCAACGUAAAAACAAGAUUUGGUUGGUUGGUUGGUGUUGUUUCAUCCUGAAUUUUCUCUCUCUUUGAUGAAGAAAAUGGCUUCUAACAUUGGCCCCCUUUCAUUCCUCUUCAUGGUCAUGUUCUUCUCUUCAUAUGUUCAUGUUGGUCUGAGUCAAACUUCCCUUGACCAGCUCCUACCUGGUCUAGGGGAAGGUAACUUUCUACAGAAUGCACAAUGCAUGCAAAAGCUGGUUCCAUGCCAAACAUACUUGAAGUCUCAAACCGACCCUCCUCCUGAGACUUGCUGUGCACCCUUGAAAGAGAUGCAUGACAAUAAAUCACCGUGCCUCUGCAAUAUCGUUAACAAGCCUUCUCUGCUGCAAUCUGUUGGUGUUUCCAAGGAUGACCUCUUGAAGCUCCCUCAAGCUUGCAGCAUUGAGGCUGACUUUUCUAGCUGCAACGACACAGGAGGAUCUCAAGGUGAAGAUUCUGUACCUGAUAAAGACAUAGCUGAAACAAGUUCAACAAAAACUAUUACUCCAUAUGGAAUCACUUCUCUUGGUGUAACUGGCUUUGUUGCAUUGUUCACUGCACUAGUAUUUUCUUCAUACUAGGCAUCUGUGCUUUUUCAUGCCAUGAAUACCAAAUGAAUAAAGAACAUUUUCCCAGAACUCUCCAUAGUGCA